GGACGACGUUUACGUAACGUCUAUUUUGCGUUGUGCCGCAAAAAAAGGUCGUUCGCUGAUUGGCUGAGGAGACAAGAGUUGAAAGUUGAAACAUCAACAGCGACAGCGACAGGAAGCAUCAAAUAAAACGCGGUCUGAAGGUGGUGAGACAUGAGUGGUACAGUCCGCCAAAUCACAAUAACUACUGAUCCAAGUACCCCCUACUUCCUGCGAGUGGACUGGGCAGGAGACCUGGGUGCUGGAUUUACACUAGCUCUCACUGAUGGCAGCUUGGCGUGGAUCGGAGAAGUUUCAGAAGAUGAAGUGACAAAGGAAGCCAAUGACCUGGGAGUCACGAGGGAAAGAUAUGUGAGGGAUCUUCUUCAAGCGCUAACAAGAAGUGAAGAAGGAAGAGGAGGAGGAGGAAGGAGAGAGGGCGACAAGGAGGUGUAUUCUUUCCAACUUAUUCCAGAUCACUGUCACCUCUCAUAUCAGAAGAUCUGUGAUAACAUCUUGUUGCACUUGGGCUCUGCUGAGCUCCAACCGGCUCCAGACCCUCUAGAGCUGAGCCAGGAGAUGAUUGGCCAGUCCUUAAAGCGCAGCGCCGAUCUGGAGUCAGCAAACUGCCAGCUGUUGGAGGAGAACCGUAGACUGAAACAGGAGCACCAGCGAAUACUUGCAGAGCUAGAGCAGCACGUUCAGGAUAAGGAGAAGUUGGACGUGCAUCUGUACUCUCGUUUUGUCAUGGUGCUGAAUGAGAAGAAGGCAAAGAUCCGAGGCCUGCAAGACACCAUCCGCCAGCUCCAGCAGAAAGAUGAGGAGACGGGACAAAGUGACAAUGAUGCAACUCCAGGAGAAGAUGGGAGUCAGGUCAGGAGAGAGGACACCGUUCAGAGCAUCCAUUCGUCUCUGGAGCCAACGAUCCUCAUCACGGGUCGUAAUCUUGUGUGCCAUGGCAUCUCUGGGGACCAGACCUUUUCCGAUACCGAAGAGGAACAACCGAGACGGAAGUGCAGGGCAGAGCAGGAGUAAAAUCACAGAUGAUAUCCAGGACCCAUCAACAUGAUUAAAGCUCCAAGUCUCAGGCCUUUUGCAAUAAACAGGUUUUCUUGAUCCCUAUCCAGCUUGGUGACAAGCAAGCCAACCCUCACUUCAAUACACUCAACCAAAACAGUGACAUCGGUGUCCUGGAGGUGUCCCCAGAUUUGAUGCCAGAUUUUGUCCCAGAUUUUGAAACUGUCAUGCUACCGGCAUCAGGUUUGUUUUCGCUGUGACAUUAACCUGCAGAGCUCUCACGAGAGACUUGCUGCUCAUCUUUCAUCUUCAAUAAUGGAUGAAAAGAUGGACGACAAUGACGCCAUCGGUGCUGCUGUAAGGACUUUGCCCCGAUGCGUUAGUGUUCGUGUGAUAACAUGCACCUAACGCCCUCCAGUGCUUCCUCAGGAACUGAUGGCAUUUCUGCUAAUGACAUGGAGAACAUGGCGGAGAGUGUUGACCAGGAGUAUGGAAGCAAUUUCUCAAGAGCUUGACUUCACCCUGCGCUCGAAUUUUGGCUGCCAAGCCCCUUGGCCUUGGCUCUGUGAUCGACCAGAGGAAGAGUAACAACUACUGAGGGACAACAGGCAACACCCAGAAAAACAGGGUGUCACCACCAUGGAACCAAAGCUGCUUUGUAGCUGCUUAUUCAUCAUGUCUCGCUGAUGUUUUCCUCCCUCUUUUCAUUAUGAAAAUAAACUGUAUGCCAUCUCUUUCAUUUCCCCUCUCUAAACUAUCAUUUUGCAAAAGAUGAUUUGUCCUUCACCUCUUUUCUUGUUUACAUCUGCCCUUUUAUUGUGUAGAUGUUCUCUGGCCCAGACUACCUCAGGGUUGUUUUGCAGAGGGUUAAUACGGUUAUGUUGCCCUCACCUCUUCACCUCUUCCUUUACCUCAGCUAUCAGCUCUAGGUCUCAAGGUCAUCACGCUAACAAUAAUGAACCGAGGGAGACGUGACCAUUACCAUUAUUUGAGCCUUCUACCUUUGACUUCUGAACCUCCCUGCCGUCUUUUAGAAUUUGGAUGAUACCUAUAUGUCUGCUGAAGACCACAGGUGGCCGCCGGCAUAAUCCCACAACACGCGCUGGUUGGUAUAGUAAUCCCCACAGGAAUGUCACACUCUCUCCUCGAUACAUCCCGUCAAUAAGGCGUUUUCAUACAGGGAGGUAGAGAUCGGUGACCGAGGAUAAUUGACAGAUGAGCACAUGACAACGUGCUAUGGAGGAUGAGACAAAGUGGGGAAGAGUAUGCUGAAUAUUUCAGCUAUUGCUUUCAUUCAGAUUUUUUUUUAAUGUAGAAUAUGUUAAAACAUAAUACAUGAUGUUGUGAAUAAAACCUGAUGGUUAUUUUUGUCUAUUUUAAAGACUGUAAAUGCAUCCUUGUUCAGUUGAUCCAAGAGUUGUUGUUUCCUUCAUUUGAUUUUAAAUAUAACGAAUGUUUCCGGAAAAUAUAUAAAAAAGACACAAUAGAGAUUUUAAUAUUUUACAGUUUUAAUUUUUUUUUUCAAGUCUUGGAAAAUAUAUGUUGUGAAAUGUCUCACAGGAUGAGUCAUUUUUUUAUCAGCCUUACAUAAAUAAACAAUUUGCAUAGCAA
Scophthalmus maximus (turbot) is the source of this 2604-nucleotide messenger RNA. Its product is annotated as DNA repair protein XRCC4. Gene Ontology annotation, cellular component: DNA ligase IV complex; nucleus; DNA-dependent protein kinase-DNA ligase 4 complex. NCBI's taxonomy places the organism in Eukaryota, Metazoa, Chordata, Actinopteri, Pleuronectiformes, Scophthalmidae. Gene Ontology annotation, molecular function: DNA binding. The coding region runs from base 151 to 1011 and encodes 286 amino acids. The record is from RefSeq and is a predicted model, not a curated record. Gene Ontology annotation, biological process: double-strand break repair via nonhomologous end joining; immunoglobulin V(D)J recombination; response to X-ray. The transcript has 8 exons.